Dermatophagoides farinae (American house dust mite) is the source of this 2218-nucleotide messenger RNA. RefSeq names its product hexosaminidase D. Gene Ontology annotation, molecular function: hexosaminidase activity. Gene Ontology annotation, biological process: carbohydrate metabolic process. The record is from RefSeq and is a predicted model, not a curated record. NCBI's taxonomy places the organism in Eukaryota, Metazoa, Arthropoda, Arachnida, Sarcoptiformes, Pyroglyphidae.
UAAAAAUUGUUACUUUUAUAAAAUUAAUUUGCUCAAUCUUUAAUUGUAACAUUUUUUAAUCCUUUUUCUGAAAAAAACAAUUUUCCAUUCAAACAUGAGUCAAAAAAAAUUUGCAAAUUCUCAUCCACAUCACCACCCACAUCAUCAUUCAUGUUCAUUCUGUCUUCUUAAUCGUAUUUGGCGUCGUAAAUUUUUGCUAUUAUCCAUCGUAUUGAUUUUUUUGAUCAUUACAAUCACUAUAACUAAUUCACGUUUAAAUGUAUUUUCAUCUCUAUUCUCACCGAGUUACAAAUUUCAAUAUAAUCAACAACAACAUCAAAGGCAACAUUUGGCCGCUUCCAAUAAAGAUAAUGGCGAUACUUUUAAUAACAACAAUGAUGAUAAAAUGAAUUUACGAAACCAUCAACACCUAAAAGCUGAUAACUACAUGUCCAAUAGCUAUAAUAAUGAUAAUGACAAUAUAAGACGACAAUCAGUAGUGUAUAUACAUCCACCGGGCGAUGAACAACAAAAUAAAGCCUAUAUACCGAAAAAUCGUUUUAUCCAUUUGGAUCUAAAAGGUGCUCCACCAAAAGUUGAAUAUUUACAACAAUUGUUUCCAUUAUUAAGACAAGCCGGUGCAAAUGGAAUCUUAUUGGAAUAUGAAGAUACAUUUCCAUAUGCUGGUGAACUUUUACGGCAUGCUGUGGCUGAUAAUGCCUAUUCUUUAUCAGAAAUUGAAGAUAUUAAACGUUUAGCAAAAGAAAAUGGUCUAGAAAUUAUUCCAUUAGUUCAAACAUUGGGACAUUUGGAAUUCUUCCUUAAGCUUGAACAUUAUCGCCAUCUAAGAGAAAUGGAUGAAUUUCCACAGGCUAUUUGUCCAAGUCGCAAUGAUACUUAUGAAUUAUUAACGAACAUGAUCGAUCAAAUGUUGAUCGCACAUCCAGAUUCGAAAUGGCUGCAUAUUGGCUGUGAUGAGGUAUAUCAAAUAGGUAUUUGUGAUCGUUGUAAACACAAAGAACGUGAUGAAUUAUUUCUUAAUCAUGUUAAAAGAAUCGCUACUUAUAUAAAAGAAAAAUAUAAUGUGACAUCCAUCAUUUGGGAUGACAUGCUGAGGCAAUUUUCACCUGAUUUCGUAAAAUCCUAUGAUCUGGACAAGAUUGGCGUUGAAAUAAUGAUUUGGACUUAUGUCGAUGACAUUUAUCGUUUCAUUCCUACUCAGAAUUGGAUGUUUUAUGCUGAAACUUUUCCCAAAAUUUGGGGUGCUAGUGCCUUUAAAGGAGCCUUCGGCGAAACAUUGACUGUUCCCAAUAUUAAAAUGCAUUUGGAUAAUAAUAUCGCCUGGCUGAAAGCUUUGGAUGAACAGGAAAGUAGUUUUAAAGAAAUUCGUGGUCUCGUUAUUACCGGUUGGCAACGUUAUGAUCAUUUGGCUACACUUUGUGAACUUUUACCUUCUGGUCUUCCAUCCUUGGUCAUUGAUUUGUUAACCGCCACUAAUGGAAAAUAUGAAUCGAAAUUGUUGGAAAAAUUUCAUCAACUUAUGAAUUGUCCUCAUCAACUUGAUUAUACCUAUAAUACGAUGGGGGCUCGAUUAUUUACACAGUAUCCGACUUUUUCUCAUCUAAUUAAUUGUGAUUUUCCUGGAUCAAAAGUAUUUCGGCUUAUGCAAGAGUUUGAAAAUAUUAAUAAACGUGUAGAUGAUUAUUUAUAUGAUGUAACUAAACAUAAAGCAUGGCUUACGGAUUAUAAUUUCAGACAUAAUAUAACGAGCCCAUGGCGAAUCAGAGAAGGCCUACAAGAUUAUGCCAAUGUCAUGUAUGGAUUAAAAUCUUUGGUCAAAAUGGCAAUCACAGCUCUGGGCGAAAUUUACGAUGAAUAUACUGUCUAUGAAUGGAUUGAAGAAAAACUUUAUCCACAAUUAUUGCGAAUGGAAAAGUUUUAUAAUCAAACAAUAAAAAUUCAAGAAUUACGUGUUUGGCCACGAAGACCAAUUAAGCCUGCCGUUGAUUUACAACGUUUUAUUGAUAAAAUCAAUAAAGAAGAGUGAGAAUUGUUUAAUUUCACAAAUAUUUUAUUACCUUUCAGCUAUGAUGGAAUGUUUUUUGUUGAUGUGAUUAAUGUCUGAAAAACUAGUCAUUUGUUUAAACUUUUUAUCUGUGUCUGGAUGUUUUUGUCAUUUUUUUAUGAAUUUUCAUCUUAAUCUAUUUUUAUUGAUUAUUGAUUUUUUGUGUGAUGAUGA